CAAACUGAACAUCUUUUUUUUCUUUCUGCUGUGUCAUGAUGCAAUAUCAUGUAUGUAUACAUACAGAGAUAUCGGAUAUAAAUCCAUUAUUGAAAGAUCAAAGUCUAUAGGACAGGACAUGCGAAUAUGCGAUAUUGUACAUUGCGCAACACUAAACGUAUCUGUCUCACAUCUUUCAACAUGCUACGUACGGCGAUUAACCAAAGUGUUCGACAAUUCAGUGCCAGUGCAUCCUCGAUAAAAUGUCAUCGACUGGAAGGAAAAGUCGCGAUCGUAACAGCAUCCACAGAGGGAAUAGGUUUUUCCAUAGCGAGACGUUUAGCCCAGGAAGGCGCCAAGGUAAUGAUCAGUAGCCGUAAAGAAGCGAAUGUGAAAAAGGCUGUAGAGGAACUCAAGUCCGAAGGUUUGCAAGUUGCUGGUACCGUCUGUCAUGUAGGAAAAGCAGAAGAAAGGAAAAAUCUGUUUGAAAAAACCAAAAGCGACUUUGGAGGCUUGGAUAUUUUGGUGUCUAAUGCAGGUAUUAAUCCGGUGGUUAGUACAGUAUUGGACAGCGAUGAAGAAGUGUGGGAUAAGAUUUUUGACAUCAAUGUUAAGUGUAUGUAUCUGCUAAUGAAGGAAUCUUUGCCACUUCUCAAAUGCAGCAAAUCACCUUCCAUUAUCAUUAUAUCUUCACUCGCUGGAUAUCAGCCUUUUAAUCUACUGGGUAUAUAUUCAAUUAGCAAAACUGCUUUAUUAGGUCUGAUCAAAGCUACUUCAAGCGAGCUUGCAAAUGAGGGAAUUCGUAUAAACGGUAUUGCGCCAGGAAUAAUAAAAACUAAAAUGGCAAAAAUGCUUUACGAGUCGGAAGAAAGUCACGAAUUUGCUAUAAUGAGUAGCAGCAUGAGAAGACUUGGAAUGCCCGAUGAGGUUGCAGGCGUGGCUGCUUUUCUAGCAAGUGAUGAUGCUUCUUAUAUCACUGGCGAAACUGUAAUAGUAUCCGGUGGAACAAACGCAAGACUCUAAAUUAAUUUGUAAUAACAUGCUUGUUUUUUAUAUCAUUCUUCAAUUUAUGUUUGUGCUAUAAUAACGCUGGGGAAUUCUUUUUUGUUGGGGAAUUAUUUU
Molecule: messenger RNA, 1101 nt
Organism: Cyphomyrmex costatus
Lineage: Eukaryota; Metazoa; Arthropoda; Insecta; Hymenoptera; Formicidae
Gene: Dhrs4
Product: Dehydrogenase/reductase 4
Exons: 5
Coding region: 127-1002 (291 amino acids)
Molecular function (GO): carbonyl reductase (NADPH) activity
Source: RefSeq, a predicted model, not a curated record